AGCAGCACUGUGGAAACCACAGAAGAAGAGAGCCUCAACAGUGCCAAAAAUCUUGAGUCUUUUUCACUGAUUAUCAACUUCCUGCAGAACCUAACUGAGGAGCAAUGGAGUAGGAUUCGUAAUGGCAUUUCUGACCCGCUGACAAAACAACAGCUUGCCGGCUUGUGUCUGAGGAUUGUCCAGUUUUUAUCGGACAAGCUGAUGCAGAUCAUCAUCCCAGGUCUUUACGAACUACUGGGCAUCCAAGAUGCUGCCUCCUCUCCAUUGUCACAGAGAUCUCUCACAGCGUCACUCACCAGUCUGUUAGACGAUAAGGUUAACACCAAGUCCCGCGUGAGAUUUACUGAGGCUGGUGUACCUAAGAGGCCAGGCAGUCGAAAGUCUUACAAUAGCUUUCGCAUCCCGACUCCCUACCCUUCCUCCAACUGUAUGGAUCAGGAAGAGGAAGAAGAGCAGGAAUCACAACAACUUAAGUUCAAGGAGAUUUACCUGACUAAGGAGAUGGGCAGUCUGGGCAGUGGAAGCUACCUGCCCAAAACCCCAAAGCCAGCCAUGAGGACUCUAACCUCUCUGUCUGAUGUGCAGAAGAAAACAACCAACUCUGAGACGCUACAAGUCCUCUUAGGUGUCUCAGAGGACACCCUCGUCACCUGUGUGCAGGACAGCCUGCAAGGUUCUCUCUCCAAACUUGCAUGCAUGUCCAAUUCUCCAUCUGGAAGUGCAGGCUCUAUGAUGCUAACCCCUGCUGUAAUGGCAGAGUUGGCUAAAGAUGUCAAGUCGGCCUUAUCAGUGGUCUUAAGAGUGCCUCCGUAG
Messenger RNA from Oncorhynchus nerka (sockeye salmon), 813 nucleotides. RefSeq lists its product as uncharacterized. The transcript is spliced from 4 exons. The record is from RefSeq and is a predicted model, not a curated record. NCBI's taxonomy places the organism in Eukaryota, Metazoa, Chordata, Actinopteri, Salmoniformes, Salmonidae. Bases 202 to 813 code for a protein of 203 amino acids.